This is a messenger RNA of Triticum turgidum subsp. durum (durum wheat), 579 nucleotides long. Lineage: Eukaryota; Viridiplantae; Streptophyta; Magnoliopsida; Poales; Poaceae. The record is from the annotation of a GenBank genome assembly.
AUGAUCACGGCGGGUGGCUCCUCCAUCUUCAAUGGCGGCAAGGGCUGUGGCGCUUGCUAUCAGGUUAGAUGCACCGGCAAUCCCGCCUGCUCUGGGUCCCCGAUGACCGUGGUCGUCACAGACCAGUGCCCCGGCGGGCCGUGCCUGUCCGAGGCUGCGCACUUUGACCUCAGCGGGAAGGCGUUCGGCGCCAUGGCCAAGCGUGGCCAGGCCGACACCCUCCGCAACGCUGGCAGCAUUAAAGUCCAGUACAACCGGGUUCCGUGCAACUGGCAUGGGCUGGACAUCGCCUUCAAGGUGGACGCCGGCUCCAACCCCAACUACCUUGCGGUGCUGAUCGAGGACGAGGCCGGCGACGGUGACCUGUCCGCGGUCGAGCUUCAGCAGCGCGGCGGCAGCUGGGUGCCGAUGCAGGAGUCGUGGGGCGCGGUCUGGAAGUACAACGCCGGGUCCACCCUCCAGGCACCCAUAUCGAUCCGCAUCACCUCCGGCUCCGGCAAGAAGCUCGUCGCCAGGAAUGUCAUCCCCUCCGGCUGGCAGGCCGGCAAGACCUACCGAUCCAUCGUAAACUUCCAGUGA